Penicillium argentinense is the source of this 1413-nucleotide messenger RNA. RefSeq names its product actin family protein. The record is from RefSeq and is a predicted model, not a curated record. Lineage: Eukaryota; Fungi; Ascomycota; Eurotiomycetes; Eurotiales; Aspergillaceae. The coding region runs from base 1 to 1413 and encodes 470 amino acids. The transcript is spliced from 3 exons. Gene Ontology annotation, molecular function: chromatin binding. Gene Ontology annotation, biological process: regulation of transcription by RNA polymerase II. Gene Ontology annotation, cellular component: SWI/SNF complex; NuA4 histone acetyltransferase complex.
AUGAAUCCUUCCAAUCCGCCUCAAGCGGCCGAGUAUGGUGGAGAUGAGGUAUCUGCCAUUGUGCUCGACCCUGGAUAUUCGACCACUCGCGCUGGCUUCGCUGGCGAAGACGCUCCCAAGUCGCUCAUCCCAACAUACUACGGCAAAUACAACGCCGAUGGCCAGGAAAAGCUGGUCUUCGGUGACGAUAUUUUCACCCCGCGUCCCGGCCUGUCCAUCCACAACCCGGUCGGCAAGGAUGGGAUUGUUGAGGAUUGGGAUAUGGCAGAGAAGGUUUGGGAAUAUUCCUUCACCUCGCGACUGACCGGCUCGAAACCUGGGAAUCCCUUUCAAAACGGUCUGAACGACUUCUCCAACGACGAGCUUCCACAAGAGAUGGAGGUUGAGACGGACGAGAAGCCUCUGUCCGAUAGCCCAUUGUUGAUGUCCGAGCCUGGCUGGAACCCUGCCAAGGCGCGCGAGAAGACCAUUGAGAUCGCCAUGGAGAAGUGGAACACCCCUGCUUUCUACCUGGCGCGCAAUGGUGUCCUGGCAUCUUUCGCUGCCGGCAAAGCCUCCGCCCUCGUCAUUGAUAUUGGCGCCUCCAACAUCUCUAUUACCCCAGUUCACGACGGAAUGAUCCUCAAGCGAGGUGUCCAGCAUUCUCCGCUGGGUGGAGACUACAUCUCUUCCCAAAUCCGCGCCCUGUUCAAGAAGAAUUCGCCGCAACCGAUCACCAUUACCCCCCACUACCUGAUCAGCUCCAAGACGGCCGUCGAAGCCGGUCAGCCUCCUCAGGCCAAUUACAAGACCUUCGCAGCGGACAAGGCACCUGACGCCUCGUAUCGCGCUCUCCUCGAAGAGCGCACCCUUUCCGAGUUCAAGGAGUGUGUCGUUCAGGUUUGGCCCGGCCCCGGCAAACUCAGUGCGCCGGGCCCAACGGGUGUCCCGAAUGAGGAGGCUGCUCGUAAUUACCCCGGUCGGCCCUUCGAGUUCCCUGACGGCUACAACCAGAGCUUCAGUGUUGACCGCUUCCGUGUUGUGGAGUCCUUGUUCGAUGCGAAGGCCGCCAUUCCCGAUCCUGACUCCCCUGUCCCCGCCCCGACACAGGCCCAGACGCUCCCGGAGAUCAUCAAGGCGUCUCUGGGUGGUGUCGAUGUUGAUAUUCGCCCUCACCUGCUCUCCAAUGUCGUCGUGACCGGUGCGUCGAGCUUACUCUACGGCUUUACCGAACGACUCAACGCCGAGCUCAUGGCGCUGUUCCCCGGCCCAAGGGUGCGCAUCUCGGCCCCCGGAAACACCGCAGAGCGUCGUUUCGGUUCUUGGAUUGGUGGUAGCAUCCUGGCUAGUCUGGGUACCUUCCACCAGAUGUGGAUCUCCAAGAAAGAGUACGAGGAGCACGGCCCGAGCAUCGUAGAGAAGCGUUGCAAAUGA